This is a messenger RNA of Malania oleifera, 1912 nucleotides long. RefSeq names its product RING-H2 finger protein ATL11-like. The record is from RefSeq and is a predicted model, not a curated record. The transcript has a single exon. NCBI's taxonomy places the organism in Eukaryota, Viridiplantae, Streptophyta, Magnoliopsida, Santalales, Ximeniaceae. The coding region runs from base 550 to 1770 and encodes 406 amino acids.
GAUGCCCUGGCUGCCCAGGGCUUAUAUAUACAUUUUUUUUUUGGAAAAUUUAAACCUUCUAGAAAUGUAUUGAUUCUGCUCUUAAAUAUUGAAAAUUUUAUUUUUUAUUUUUGAAAAAAAGAGGGUCUUCGCUGAUGCACUUGCAGCUGGGACAGGCAGUCGGAUGAACGUCUCUAGCCACGUGGAAGCCGAUUAAAGGCUCACAGAAGUAGAACGAAAAACUAUGUGCUUAAUUUGAUCUUAGGGUUCUUCCUCGUGUACCUCUCCUCAAUUGGACUCAGUCAGUCAAAGCCCAACUGCCUCCCUCUUCGGGCCCACUCCAUUACCCUAUUUCUGCUUUCCACGCCCAUUCCUUCGCUCCCUCUAUCAUUCCCUUCCUCUCUCUGUCACACGCAGUACGACCUGGCGCUUUAUAUUUCUGGAGCUGUCGUUUUGGACCCUCACUGCUUCGCGGGCUCCCACAAGCUUUUUCAAAUUGCUUAAAUCAAAAGGGUAAAGGAACUCGGCUGGUGGCAUGAGCAGUGGAUCAUUUCCUAGUCACUACAUACUAUGACAGAGGCAAAUACCAAUUACCGCCGUCCGAUUUACGGAUUCUUUUGGCUCCGGCAUGGCGUCCUCGUCAGAUUCCUCCUUCUCCUGCAGGCUUUGCCGUGCUCCAUCGCACAGCUCGGGGCGGAGCCUCCGCCACCCGACCCAAACCCGAAAUUCAGCGCGUCGAUGGGCAUCAUCCUGGUGGCCCUGGUCACCGCCAUUUUCUUCUUGGGCUUCUUCUCCGUCUACGUCCGCCGAUGCUCCGAACGCCACAUUGGCAGAGGGCUCAGCCCCGCCGCCCUCGCCGCCGCUCUCGGCACCUCCGGGCGGCGCUCUCGCCGGAUCGGUCUCGACCCGGACGUCAUCGACUCGUUCCCGAUCUUCGAGUUCUCCACGGUGAAGGGGCUCAACUUAGGGAAAGGUACGCUAGAGUGCGCCGUCUGCCUGACCGAGUUCGGCGACGACGAAAUGCUGCGUUUGCUCCCCAAGUGCGACCACGUGUUUCACCCCGACUGCAUCGACGCCUGGUUGGCCUCCCACACUACCUGCCCCGUCUGCCGAGCCAGCCUCCUCCCCCAACCCUGCGACGCCGCCUCCGUCUCGGUACCGAUUCCUGACUCGGACGUUAACUCGGAAGUUAUAGCUGACACGCGCGAAGCACCGACGGAAGCACUCAUCCGUCCUGACGACGUCACAGGCGGCGAUGUACGCCCUCCGGCGGUCCUACGGCGCAGUGAAUCGAUCAAUCUGAAACCUCCGUCUAGGUCGUGGUCAACGAGGGCGCCAAUCGCCAGGACAUUUCGGCGGUCACAUUCGACCGGUCACGCGCCGGUACGAAGCGGAGAUAACUCUGAGAGAUUCACGCUACGUUUGUCCGAGGAGGUGCGGAACCAAUUAAUAAACUCGACUCCAAACCGGACCAAAGCCGGCGUGGUUUUUCCUAGGGCGAGGAGUUCGAGGAAGGGUUACAGAAGCAGCAGCGUCGGGAGCGGUCCGGGUAAAAGCUAUUUUCAGUACGAGCGGUUCGACCGAGAUACGAAAUCAGACCGGUUACCGUUAUCAGCGACGCCGCCUUUUUAUCCGAGAGCCGGUUCAGCUCGAUCCCUGAAGAUAGUGACCGGCGAAGAACCAGUAAUCCCGUCGAAGCGAUUAUUUCGUUCGCUUUCCGUCAAGUCACCGUUCGAUCGCCGGUUUAUUCCUUUGGUUCGGGACAAGUCCAUACAGACUCCAACGGGAUAGCAUUCAGGCUGAGGCGGCGUAGGUAGGGUGUCAUUAUUUGACUGGUAGAGAAAAUGUGUACAUACUUUUUGAUUUUUUCUCUAUCACUAUUUUGGUAAUUAGUCAUGGGAUUAAAGUCAAUUAUGGCACUUUCUGUGUGUAA